GCUUCCUCUGUCUCUGUCUUUCUCUCCCUUCGUCUCCCUCUCUCUCUCUCUCUCCAAUCUUGUGGUUUGCCAGUGACCCAGAUCGAAAUCCAGCGAAUGAAAGCCAUUCUCGAUCGGAGGCUAUGAAAUGUGACAUCUUUUGAGUUGAAAAUCUCAUGGGGAUUUGUUUCAGUAUUGAAGAUGAUCCUCACCACUCCAUUAAGAAGAUUCCUGUAGGACUUGCAGCAUCUGUGAGUACCCCUUCUGAGUCAGAAAGAAGCAGAAGCAGAAGCAGCACUCCCUUGGCUCCCAGGGAUGUGAAAGAUCUGCGCCAGAAUCCUGGAUACAGCAAUGUUGACAUCUUUACAUAUGAGGAGAUGAGGCUAGCCACAAAGAGAUUCCGCCCUGAUUUGGUUCUGGGUGAGGGUGGAUUUGGAGUGGUUUAUAAAGGACUUAUUGAUGAGUCUGUGCGCUCUGAUUACACUACCAUUCAAGUUGCCAUUAAGGAACUUAAUAGAGAAGGCUACCAAGGUGACAGAGAAUGGCUGGCUGAGGUUAACUACCUUGGACAGCUCAGACAUGAUAAUCUUGUAAAGCUUAUUGGAUACUGCUGUGAGGAUGAGCAUAGGCUUUUGGUGUAUGAAUACAUGGCAAGUGGCAGCCUAGAAAAACAUCUUUUCCGCAGAGUGGGAUGCACGCUGACUUGGGCAAGGAGAAUGAAGAUUGCUUUAGAUGCUGCAAAGGGACUUGCUUUUCUUCAUGGUGCAGAAAGACCUAUCAUAUACCGCGAUUUCAAGACCUCAAACAUCUUGUUAGACGCGGGCUUCAAUGCUAAACUUUCGGACUUUGGUCUUGCAAAGGAAGGGCCUAUGGGAGAUCAAACCCAUGUUUCGACACGGGUGAUGGGUACAUAUGGAUAUGCUGCUCCUGAGUAUGUAAUGACAGGACAUCUAACAGCACGGAGCGAUAUUUAUGGAUUUGGAGUGGUGCUACUUGAGAUGCUUAUUGGAAGGAGAGCGAUGGACAAGAGCAGACCAAGCCGAGAACACAACCUUGUCGAGUGGGCACGUCCACUUUUAAACCAUAACAAGAAGCUUCUGCGGAUUUUAGACCCCAGGAUAGAAGGGCAGUACUCAGCCAAAACUGCAAUGAAGGUGGCCCAUUUGGCAUACCAAUGCCUUAGUCAGAACCCGAAAGGCAGGCCUCUCAUGAGUCAAGUGGUUGAAAUCCUAGAGACUUUUCAGACAAACGAGGAGAAUCAGGAAGAGGAAUUGCUUCAAAGUGGAGGAAGCGGUAUAACUCUUUACGAAGCUCCCAACGCUGCUGCCCCUUCAUCUUUUGAAGAUAAGAAAAGCGUGUACAGAAGCAACGGUGUAAAGGCAGCUGAGGCCUAUCCCAGGAGCAAGCCAGGAAAUGGAAGGAGCAAGAGUGAGCCUCCAAGUGACUUUUUCGAGCGUCAUAACCAGCCUCCUAUGGUGGACGAUGAGAAAUCAGCUUCCACAAGACGUUGAGUUGAGUUGAGUUGAGUUGAUUGAUUGUACCAAAUAUAGGGAUAGAAGGUUGAACUGUAUAAGAUCCCUUCUCAGCUGCUCUAUCCAUUUGUUGUUGUAUGUUUGCUAAGUUUUUUUUUCUUCUCUAAAUGAGAAUUUAAGAUUCUUUUAAGCUAGUUGUUUUGUAGAACAAGCCUUAAACAAAGGCAUAAUAAAUGAAAUUAAAGUGGUAAUUUUCUAAGA
This is a messenger RNA of Humulus lupulus (European hop), 1712 nucleotides long. Its product is annotated as probable serine/threonine-protein kinase PBL17. The transcript has 6 exons. The coding region runs from base 156 to 1490 and encodes 444 amino acids. NCBI's taxonomy places the organism in Eukaryota, Viridiplantae, Streptophyta, Magnoliopsida, Rosales, Cannabaceae. Gene Ontology annotation, biological process: protein phosphorylation. Gene Ontology annotation, molecular function: protein kinase activity; ATP binding. The record is from RefSeq and is a predicted model, not a curated record.